CACCGGCGCGGCAAUCCCGGACCCGGCGAUUGAUUGACGCCAUAUCCAGAGCCCAUAUAUUUGGAUCAAACCUAUCGAACCUGUAAACUCAUUCUAUUCCAACGACUCUCUCACUCGUUCCAAAAGCUAUCACAUAGCACUAUGUCUGACAUCUACUCCCACACCGUCGAAUUGCCAAAAUCUCAGAUCCCACUCUCGGACCUCAAAGACAAGACUCUGCUCUUCGUCAAUGUCGCUUCCAAGUGUGGUCUCACACCUCAGUACAAAGACCUCCAAGCCCUUCACGAGAAGUAUGGAGAGAAAGGCUUAGUCAUCAUUGGUUUCCCAUGCAACCAGUUCAAGGGACAAGAACCAGGAACAGAUGAUGAUGUCCUUCAGUUCUGUCAGGCCAACUAUGGAGUAACCUUCCCCAUCGCCAAGAAGGCCGAUGUCAACGGUAGCGAUACUCAGCCCAUCUGGAAGUACCUCAAAGAACAUGCCGAUCCUCCUGUUCAGGAAAUUGACUGGAACUUUUCAAAGUUCCUAGUCAAAGACGGAAAUAUCAAGUGGUUUCCAGCAAGAUCCACCAAAGUCAGCGACGUCGAAGCUGCUUUGUAAGCGCAUCGCCAUCACUGAGCAUACCGACUCUUCCAAAUGCAUAUCAUCUCGCUGAUGGCUGUCGGGACGAUGCGAGAAGUGAAUCGGUAACUCUCCUGCCGGGAAAGUCCUCAGUCGUCACCAGUUGACAUGUUGGCCAGUCCGACUGGCAAAGACUCUUAUCGUGGCUCGCUUAUCAAGAGAUUUGCAUGAUGCCGAUCAUAUCCGAUUAG
This is a messenger RNA of Kockovaella imperatae, 809 nucleotides long. RefSeq names its product glutathione peroxidase. The record is from RefSeq and is a predicted model, not a curated record. Gene Ontology annotation, molecular function: glutathione peroxidase activity. Gene Ontology annotation, biological process: response to oxidative stress. The transcript has 7 exons. Lineage: Eukaryota; Fungi; Basidiomycota; Tremellomycetes; Tremellales; Cuniculitremaceae. Bases 142 to 597 code for a protein of 151 amino acids.